UACAAAGGAAGGUUAGAAUUAGAAGAGAUGUUUUGAAAUUCAUAUCAAAUCGAAGCAAAUUCUAUAGGCAGCUUGAAGAAGAAUUGGAAACAAUGUCCGCUGAUGAUGAUGAUGAUGAUGAUGAUGAUGAUGAUGAUGAUGAUGAUGUUGAUGAUGAUGAUGAUGAUGAUGAUGAUGAUACACAAAGUGUAGUGAGCUCCGUAUAUUAUGGCAACGAUUUUGGUGAUGAUUAUGAUGUUAAUGACACAUUUGAUUAUCAACCCGUUCGUCAUGAUAAACCAAAGCUACUACAAAGGAAGGUUAAAGUUAGAGAAGAUGUUUUGAAAUUCAUAUCAAAUCGAAGCAAAUUCUAUAGGCAGCUUGAAGAAGAACUGGAAACAAUGUCCGCUGAUUUUGAACUGGUUCCAGACAAAAGUCAAGUUGUAGUAACAAAGAGACUUGGUUCAAAGUACAUUAAAAACUGGAGUAAUUGCUCUGCUAGUGUGGUAAGAACGUUUUUCAGCCGUUUUGUUAAAGAGUGUUUUGAUAUCAAUUAUUCGGAGCGAUUAAAGAAAGAAUUGGGAAAACUUCGUCGUAAAUUGCGCUCUGGCUCUGCAGCUGCUUGUUGGAUCCAGGAUAGCAAUACAAAGUUAGCAGUUAUGACUGAACGUGAUGAGAUGGAUCGUGUUCUGGAAAUUGUUGAAAAGUUUCUCUCUGAUAAAGAUUUUUUGGUCACAGAGAUUUUUCUCGAAAUAGACAACGAUAUGAUAAAAUUUUUGAUGGUGAGGAAAGAUUACAUGAAAAGAUUAAAUAAAACAUUAUCGAGUAUCGACACGAAGUUUGAGUUUCUUGAUGGAAUGAUAUAUAUAAUCAAAAUGAGAACUGGCCAUGUAAAAGAUUGGAAGACAAAAUGCAUGGACUCGGUAAAAACAUUUUUAAACUCUUUUCAAAAGGAGUCCUUUCCAUUUGAGGAUGAAACACGUGAGUUGAUGAUUGAACCGUUAAUAACCAUUCAAAAUGAAGUUUCAUCGUCAGGAGCAGCUUGUUGGCUUGAUGAUGGAAAAUUGAUACUUGUCGGUAAUACCAUUGAGUUUGAUGUGAAUGCUAAAAAAGUUGCAAACUUUGUGCAAAUGAUAAGAUUAUCGAUCAAAAAGUGUUUUGGUUUUGACGAAUGCAUGAGGGAAUCCAUCGUUAAGGAACUACCCCAACUUCAAAAAAAAAUGAAGUCAUGUAAAAUAAGCUUAAAUGAGAAACAACUUGUUGUGGUGUGCCCAGGAAGCAAUGUUGGUGAUCUUUUGCUAACAGUAGAUAGCUUUCUUGAGUGUCUCAGGUUACGAAGCCCACUUUUCGUUAAGGUUAACGUUGACGUUCAUGUUCUUAAAUUUGUUAUGAACCGUCCAUCCUUCCUUUGUGAAUUCACCGCAAAACUAAACAACCACAAAGCCAAAUUUCAAGAGUGGAUAGAAGGUGAAUCUUAUGUAAAGAUUGUACAAGAAUCAAAAUUAGUAAGGGCGAUAAAUUGGACUGAGAAAUGUAGGGAUACUACCAAGAACUUUUUCAAUCAAUUUCAAACGCAAUGCUUUGCUGUUGAGACAGAUGCGCAAAACACCGUUUCAAAGGACGUCGAGGACAUGAUGGAAUCAAUUCGUUCCGAUCAUAUUGAUUGUUGGUUCGUGCAAGAUGAAAGAGAAAUUGUUUUGGUAGGAUUGAAAAUAACUUUGAUUGUGUUGCAAAAUUGGUAGAAAAAUUUUGACAAGUGCGGUAGAAGAAAACAAAAAAUCAAAGCAAAGCGUGGAGUUUUUUUGCGUUGCUUCUCCUGAUCAAACUGAUUUUUUGAGAAGAAACAGUUUCUGAAAAGAUAAAGGAAACGAUUCCUGGCUUAGUUGAGGUGACCGUUAAAGAAUCGAGAACAGAAAUAUGUCUCAUUGGUUCUGAAGAUGCAAUUUCUACAGCAAAGCAACAACUGGAAGAUUUGAUGAAAAGUGUCGCAGUCCUAGAUUGCACGGAAA
Messenger RNA from Xenia sp. Carnegie-2017, 1988 nucleotides. RefSeq lists its product as uncharacterized. The coding region runs from base 93 to 1721 and encodes 542 amino acids. The record is from RefSeq and is a predicted model, not a curated record. The transcript is spliced from 2 exons. Lineage: Eukaryota; Metazoa; Cnidaria; Anthozoa; Malacalcyonacea; Xeniidae.